Molecule: messenger RNA, 3498 nt
Organism: Cynara cardunculus var. scolymus (artichoke)
Lineage: Eukaryota; Viridiplantae; Streptophyta; Magnoliopsida; Asterales; Asteraceae
Product: DNA-directed RNA polymerase 1, mitochondrial
Exons: 19
Coding region: 234-3182 (982 amino acids)
Biological process (GO): mitochondrial transcription
Cellular component (GO): mitochondrial DNA-directed RNA polymerase complex
Molecular function (GO): DNA binding; DNA-directed RNA polymerase activity
Source: RefSeq, a predicted model, not a curated record
CCUCCUCCUACACAGACCCUGGAAUUCCGCCUCAUUCUUUCAUCUUCAUUCUUGAUUCACUCCAUCCCUACCAUUUGUUUGAUAUCUAUGUUUCAACGCCCAUCAACCACAGAGUUUCUAUGAGAUCCUGGUAUUACUUCGAUCUAUCUCUCUGCUUGUUGUGUCAAACCGUGUAUAUAGCCACAAACCCAUUAAUUUUUCUCCAAGUAUUUUAUAAAUAACUCCACUUUAGCAUGUGGAGAAACGUUUGUAACCGAGCUUCUGUCAAGAAGCUGAUAGCAUUUGCUAAUAAAUCUAAUUUUAGAGAUACCCAGUUUCUUGAAAAAGCUAGACUGUUAGAACUCUACCCUUAUCGAAAUCUUUCAUAUGGAGAUUUGGGUUUUCGACGAAUCAGUGGAUUGGGUUCUCAAAAAGACAAUCUUGGUGAUUCUAGUUUAGCAAAUUUAGGGGUUUCUUUUGGUUCAUUACAUGUAUCUCGUAAGGGCUAUGCUACUUCGUCUGCAGCUGAGGAGAUUGUUUCAACUGAAGGAGAAGAGAGUGAUGAAAUUCGUGAAAUGGUACACCAUUUGAAUAAGGAGAUCAAGGUGGUGAAAAUGAAAGCUAAUAAUAAUUCAGAUAGCAAGAAGCAGCCAAAAUUAAUUAAUGGAAUUGGGCAAGGGAAGUACAUUGCACUCAAGAGAAGGCAGAUAAAGAUAGAGACAGAGGCAUGGGAGGCUGCUGCAAGAGAGUAUCAAGAACUUUUAGUGGAUAUGUGUGAGCAGAAACUUGCUCCCAAUUUGCCUUAUGUGAAAUCGUUGUUUCUUGGUUGGUUUGAGCCAUUGAAGAAUGCUAUUGCUGCUGAGCAGGAUUUAUGUAAGGAAGGGAAGAAUCGAGGGGCUUAUGCUCCACAGUUUGAUCAGUUGCCUGCUGAUAUGAUGACAAUAAUCACAAUGCACAAGUUGAUGGGUCUGUUGAUGACUGGAGGAGGACAGGGUGGUGCCAGAGUGGUUCAGGCAGCGCUCCAUAUUGGUGAAGCCAUUGAGCAUGAGGCAAGAAUACACAGAUUCAUGGAGAAGUCUAAGCGAAAGACUACAUUAAACGAGAGCCCUGAUGAUGAUUUGGAAGCUGUAAAUAAUGAGCAGCAGAUACAGAAAUUGAGGAAAAAGGUAACUCUUUUAGUUAAAAAGAAGAAGUUGCAGCAAGUAAGGCAUAUUGUAAAACAACAAGAUGAAUUGAAGCCUUGGGGCCAGGAUGCUCAAGUUAAGGUUGGCUCACGUUUAAUCCAGUUGUUGAUGGAGACUGCCUAUAUACAACCUCCUGUUGGUCAAUUUGAAGAUUGCUCUCCUGAUAUUCGGCCUGCAUUUGUACAUACUCUCAAAACUGUGGAAACACCGAAAGGCAGUAGACGAUAUGGAGUUAUUGAAUGUGAUCCCCUAGUGCGGAAAGGACUUGAGAAAAGUGCUAUGCACAUGGUGAUUCCGUAUAUGCCAAUGCUUCUUCCCCCAGUAAAUUGGACCGGUUACAACCGAGGAGCCUACUUCUUUCUACCAUCCUAUAUAAUGCGCACACAUGGAGCAAAACAACAGCGUGAUAUAGUUAAACGGACUCCAAAGAAGCAACUGGAAGCUGUUUUUGGGGCGCUUAAUACUCUUGGUGCUACAAAAUGGAGGGUAAAUAGAAAAGUCCUUGGUGUCGUAGAUAGAAUCUGGGCUAGUGGAGGGCGUCUAGCCGAUUUGGUGGACCGUGAUGAUAUUCCACUACCUGAAGAGCCAGAUACAGAUGAUGAAGAUGAAAUUAGAAAAUGGAAAUGGAAAGUUAAGAGCAUUAAAAAAGAAAACAGAGAGAGGCAUUCACAGCGAUGUGAUAUUGAACUGAAACUUGCUGUUGCUCGAAAAAUGAAGGACGAGGAAGGUUUCUACUACCCCCACAAUCUUGAUUUUCGUGGUCGUGCCUACCCUAUGCACCCAUAUUUGAAUCACUUGGGCUCUGACUUAUGUCGAGGCAUCCUUGAGUUUGCCGAGGGACGACCUCUUGGAGAAUCAGGCUUACGAUGGCUGAAGAUACAUUUAGCAAAUGUUUAUGGUGGUGGUGUGGACAAGUUAUCUCACGAGGGUCGAAUGGCAUUUGCCGAAAAGCAUUUGGACGAAAUCUUUGAUUCUUCAGAUCGACCUCUUGAAGGAAAGCGCUGGUGGUUGCGUGCAGAAGAUCCUUUUCAAUGCUUGGCCACAUGCAUGAACCUGUCUGAAGCGCUAAGAAGCUCUUCCCCAGAGACUUCCAUAUCUUAUAUGCCUAUCCACCAGGAUGGUUCAUGUAAUGGCUUACAACAUUACGCUGCACUUGGAAGGGACAAGUUAGGAGCAAGUGCUGUUAAUCUGGUUGAAGGAGAAAAGCCAGCUGAUGUCUACUCUGGGAUUGCUUCGAGAGUGAUUGAGAUCAUGCAGAGAGAUGCUAAGGGAGACCCCAUAACCGAUUCAAAUGCUAAGCAUGCGCGGAUGUUAGUUAAUCAGGUGGAUAGGAAGUUGGUCAAGCAAACGGUGAUGACCUCAGUGUAUGGUGUCACAUAUAUUGGUGCUCGUGACCAAAUCAAGAGAAGGUUAAAGGAACGUUGUGCCAUCGAAGAUGAUGCAGAAUUGUUUGCUGCUGCUUGUUAUGCUGCAAAAACCACGUUAACUGCUUUGGGGGAGAUGUUUGAAGCUGCACGAAGUAUUAUGAGUUGGCUUGGUGAUUGUGCAAAGGUUGUAGCUAUGAAAAACCAUGCAGUACAAUGGACGACUCCUCUUGGUCUUCCCGUUGUACAGCCCUACCGCAAAUUAGGAAGGCACCUUAUCAAGACAUCUCUUCAAGUUUUGACACUACAGCGAGAAACCGAUAAGGUGAUGGUUAAGCGGCAGAGAACUGCAUUUCCUCCUAAUUUUGUCCACUCUCUUGAUGGCUCCCAUAUGAUGAUGACAGCCAUUGCUUGUAAAGAAGCCGGCUUAAGUUUUGCAGGAGUGCAUGAUUCAUUUUGGACUCAUGCGUGUGACGUUGACCAGAUGAACACGAUUCUUAGAGAAAAGUUUGUGGAACUUUAUGAGGCUCCGAUCCUAGAAAAUUUGUUGGAGAGUUUCCAGAAGUCGUUCCCGAAGCUGGAAUUCCCUCCAUUGCCAGAGAGGGGAGAUUUUGAUCUAAAGGAGGUUUUGAAGUCCCCAUAUUUCUUCAAUUAAGACUCUAACCACAUUCUUCAUGGCUACCAAUUUGUUGUUCUGAUCAUCUGGCUUUAUGGUGUGACAAUGGGCGCCCAUCGAAGUGCACAAAGUUCUCAAUUUCAUACCUUUUUGGACCCUCGGUUCCAACUGAUCCUUGCACACCUCUGUAAAUUUGCUGACAUCUCAUGCGUGUUCUACUUUGAGCUAAUCAAGAGAAGCCACUACUGAUCAAGGCUUGAAUUCUGCUGGCGACCGAUGACAAUGAUGAGUGCAUUCGAGCCUCAAAUUGGUCCUGUUAUUUGUAACUAAUGAUUUCUAUUUAUUGAGGAUUAAG